This is a messenger RNA of Athene cunicularia (burrowing owl), 1041 nucleotides long. RefSeq names its product TatD DNase domain containing 1 (gene TATDN1). The record is from RefSeq and is a predicted model, not a curated record. Bases 50 to 895 code for a protein of 281 amino acids. The transcript has 11 exons. Gene Ontology annotation, molecular function: 3'-5'-DNA exonuclease activity. Gene Ontology annotation, cellular component: cytosol. NCBI's taxonomy places the organism in Eukaryota, Metazoa, Chordata, Aves, Strigiformes, Strigidae.
UUUCUAUAUUUGAUUCUUCAUAGAUAUUGGUAUUAACCUAACAGAUCCUAUGUUCAGAGGAAUCUACAGGGGAACACAAAAACAUCAAGAUGACUUUUUGGAUGUGGUAGAGAGAGCAGUCAAAGUUGGUGUUAAAAAGUUUUUGAUUACAGGUGGGAGUCUACAAGACAGUAAAGAUGCAUUGCAGCUGGCACAGACAAAUGAUGUGUUUUACAGUACAGUUGGUUGUCAUCCUACCCGCUGUGGAGAAUUUGAGCAGAGUAGUCCUGAACAGUAUUUAUCUGAAUUAAAAAAUCUGAUUGAAAAAAAUAAGACAAAGGUAAUAGCAGUUGGAGAAUGUGGCUUAGAUUUUGAUAGAUUAGAAUUUUGCCCAAAGGACACCCAACUCAAGUAUUUUGAAAAACAAUUUGACCUGUCAGAACAGACCCAACUGCCCAUGUUUCUUCACUGUAGAAACUCACAUGCUGAAUUUUUAGACAUAAUGAGAAGAAACCGAGAUAGAUUUGUAGGAGGGGUGGUACAUUCUUUUGAUGGCACAAAGGAAGAAGCAGCAGCUAUUAUAGAUUUGGAUCUUUAUAUUGGAAUAAAUGGCUGUUCUUUGAAAACAGAAGCCAACUUGGAAACACUGAAAUCAAUUCCUAGUGAACGAUUAAUGAUAGAAACUGAUGCACCUUGGUGUGGAGUGAAAAAUACUCACGCUGGAUCAAAAUACAUUAAAACUACAUUUCCAACAAAAAAGAAAUGGGAAAUAGGGCACUGCCUGAAGGACAGAAAUGAACCCUGCCAUAUAAUUCAAAUACUGGAAAUAAUGGCGGCAGUAAGAGAAGAUGACGCACUUGAGUUGGCCAAUACUCUGUAUAACAACACUAUUAAAGUCUUCUUUCCAAAUACAUAGUCAUUUUUCUUACAUUUAUUCAGCAUAACUUUAGUAAAUAUAUUGCAAAAACUCAAGAAUUAUAUCUGCAAGUUCUUAUCAAUGGAAGCCAAUAUGUAGUACUUUUUUUUUUAUGGUACAAGAUUAAAGCUGCUUUUGAAAAGGUG